Molecule: messenger RNA, 2203 nt
Organism: Fusarium vanettenii 77-13-4
Lineage: Eukaryota; Fungi; Ascomycota; Sordariomycetes; Hypocreales; Nectriaceae
Exons: 4
Coding region: 256-1986 (576 amino acids)
Biological process (GO): amino acid transmembrane transport
Cellular component (GO): membrane
Molecular function (GO): amino acid transmembrane transporter activity
Source: RefSeq, a predicted model, not a curated record
GGUUAUCCUUUGCCUCUCACCUCUCUCACUCUAGACUCGAGACGUCUUUAAGAAGGCCGAUCCCCCUCCUCUCAUCUUCUGUUGUUUCCGUCCAUCAUCGUCUCUUCCUUCUCCCCUCAGAGGUCACUCGACCUUUCUUGUCUUUCCUUCCGACUCCUCCUCCAAGGUCUUCUCCUCACCACAUCGAGGUAGAAGUUAGGUCUGCACUUGCACAACCGCAACAACCUCAACAAGCCCAUUGGGAGAUAGCCCAACAUGGGUUCCAGCUUGGAGAACCCAAGUGACGCUGGCGCCGAGAAGGGCGCCAAGGUCACCGACUAUGACAACAACACCGGCGAUGUCCAGACCGGUGCCGGCUAUGCUUUCGAGCAGGAGAGCUACCUGACCCGAAAUGGUCUCACUCUUGAGUCUUUCAAGCAGCGCCGCUUCGACGGUGCUAUCGAGCUCGAUCGUCGAAUGAAGCCCCGCCAUCUUCAGAUGAUUGCCAUCGGUGGUUCCAUUGGUGCUGGUUUCUUCGUCGGUUCUGGAAAGGCCCUUUACAACGGUGGCCCUGCUUCUCUUACCAUUGAUUUCCUCAUCAUUGGUGUCAUGAUCUUCAACGUCGUCUUCGCUCUUGGUGAACUUGCUGUCAUGUAUCCCGUCUCCGGUGGCUUCUACGUCUAUUCGUGCCGCUUUAUCGAUCCUUCCUGGGGUUUCGCCAUGGGCUGGAACUAUGUUGCUCAAUGGGCAGUCGUCUUACCACUCGAACUAACAGUCUGUUCCGUCUGUAUCCAAUAUUGGAACGAUGAACUAUCACCGGGUAUAUUCAUCACCAUCUUUCUCGUCGCCAUCAUCUUCGUCAACGUUUUCGGCGGUAUCGGAUACGCCGAGGAAGAGUUCUGGUCGUCUUGCCUCAAGCUGGGAGCUAUCGUCGUCUUCAUGAUCAUUUGCCUCGUCCUUGUCUGCGGUGGCGGUCCCAGCAACGGCCGCUACAACGAGUUCUGGGGUGACCGUCUCUGGCACGAGGAUCCCGGUGCGUUCAAGAACGGCUUCAAGGGCUUUUGCUCCGUCUUCGUCACUGCUGCUUUCUCCUUUGCUGGAACUGAGCUUGUCGGUCUUGCUGCUGCCGAGUCUAGCAACCCUACCAAGGCUCUUCCCGGCGCCAUCAAGCAGGUUUUCUGGCGAAUCACCCUCUUUUACGUCCUCGGUCUCCUCUUCGUCGGUCUCCUCAUCAGCUCCGCCGACCCCCGACUUGACAUUAGCGGUUACUCCAACGCCAAGGCCUCUCCCUUCGUCCUGGUUGGCGAGUACUCGGGCCUCACUGGUCUUAACCACUUCAUGAACAGUAUCAUCCUCGUCUCGGUUCUUUCCCUUGGUGUUUCGGCUGUCUAUGGCGGCUCUCGUACCCUGACAGCCAUGGCUGAGCACGGCUACGCCCCCAAGAUCUUUGCCUACGUUGACCGCGGUGGUCGUCCCACAUUCUCUGUCCUCAUCCACAUCGUCAUGGGACUCCUCGCCUAUGUUAACCUAAGCCCCAAGGGUGGAGAGAUCUUUGACUGGCUCCUGGCUCUUUCUGGUCUGUCGACUCUCUUCACCUGGGGUUCCAUCUGCCUGGCCCACAUCCGUUUCCGUAAGGCUUGGGCUCACCAGGGUCACACUCUGGACGAGAUCCCCUUCCAGGCUGUUGGUGGCACAUAUGGCUCGUGGCUCGGCCUUUUCCUCAUCACCCUAGUCUUGAUCGCCCAGUUCUACGUCGCCAUUGUCGCAUCCCCUGGCUCGUCUGGUAUGGGCACCGUCGAAGGCUUCUUCAUGUCAUACCUCGCCCUUCCCGUUGUUCUCUUCUUCUGGGCCAUCGGAUAUAUCUGGAAGCGAGAGGGUUGGAUCUCUAUUGACAAGAUUGAUGUCGACACUGGUCGUCGUGAGCAUAACUGGGAAGAGAUCAACAAGUUCAGGGCUGAGAUGGCUACAUGGCCCGCUUGGCGCCGCUUCCUCCACAAGAUCAUGUAAGCUUGUGGAUGGAUGGAUUGGGAAUGGGGGCGUGAGGUCCCUUGUUGAAUGCGUCUAGAAGGAGACUACUCCUCACCCGCGUGGCACCAGCACUUGCCGAUGGCAGCGUUCGCAUGGGGGCAGGCCUCUGAUCUUUUGACUCUUGUGUACAUCAUUUAUCGCUAGAUACCAUGCAGGAACUUCUGCACAUAAUCCGACAAGCACAUUGCUUUAUAAU